Molecule: messenger RNA, 549 nt
Organism: Caenorhabditis remanei
Lineage: Eukaryota; Metazoa; Nematoda; Chromadorea; Rhabditida; Rhabditidae
Exons: 4
Coding region: 1-549 (182 amino acids)
Cellular component (GO): cell surface
Source: RefSeq, a predicted model, not a curated record
AUGAAAUUCAUCUUACUCGUUGCCCUAUUUGGGCUUGUAGCCGCUAUGAGAGAUCAGUCGAUCGCUGUGAAGGGACGGCUUCUUUGUGGAAACGGACCGGCGGCGAAUGUUCGUAUAAAGUUGUGGGAGGAGGAUACUGGACCGGACCCUGACGAUCUUCUCGACCAGGGAUACACCGAUGCCAAUGGAGAAUUCCAACUCCAGGGAGGAACCGCCGAGUUGACACCCAUCGACCCGGUCUUCAAAGUGUAUCACAAGUGCGACGACUCGAAGUUGAAGCCUGGAGCACGCAAGGUGAAAUUCGCACUUCCGAAAAGCUACAUCACCAGCGGAAAAGUGGCUAAGAAAACGUUUGACAUCGGAGUGCUCAACCUCGAAACAGUUUUCGCCAAGGAGGAGCGUGAGCUCCUUGUGUCCCGUCGUCGUCGCGGGGGAUUCAACGCUGAUUACAUGGAUCCGGAGGCGGAUAGUAAGGAGGAGAGCAAGGAGAGUCAGGAGGAGACCAAAGAAGUGAGAUUGGUGGAGAAGAAGGUUCUGGAUGUCGUCUAG